Messenger RNA from Lolium perenne, 2299 nucleotides. NCBI's taxonomy places the organism in Eukaryota, Viridiplantae, Streptophyta, Magnoliopsida, Poales, Poaceae. The record is from RefSeq and is a predicted model, not a curated record.
CCCAUUCUUUUCCAUCAACACCUUGACCUCUUGAAUUGAUUUUAUGCCACCAUAUUCACCAUUGGUGUUGUAUCUGUACUUCCAUCACUACCCCUCUAAACCUUGGAUCUAUCUCUUUCCAUCAUUUGUUUGCCACAAACAAAGUGAUAACAAAUUUUCCUUUUAAUGCAUAUCACUCUCACUCUCCAUUUCUAUCUCUAUGUCUCAACCUCCAUCAACAUUACCUCCUCAACAUCAUGCACAUGGAUGAUGUGCAUCUCUCUCUCAUUGUUCAUUUUUGUUUGGCAAGAAUGGAGCCGGCCAAUUUGUGUUUGCAUUCAAAAUUCGGCCAGCACUAUCUCCCCUUUUUCUUCUUAUACAAGCCAUGCCUCCCACCUACCCCAAUCCAUAAAUGGGCAGCCUCCCAACCAACUCAAUCAAUGAGGAGGCUACCUCCCAACCAACUCAAUCAAUGAGGAGGCAGCCAACCCACCCCCUCUCCCUCUAUAUAAAGGGGCUUGGCAGCCCACUCCCUCCUCACUUGCUCUCAUUUCCCACUCUCCACUCCUCUCCACUCCUCUCCUUUGCCUCAUUUCUUUUCACUCCCUACUAUUUCCUCCACUCCCUCACACUCUCCUCCUCCACUUCCCCACGAAAAUGGUGCUCCCCUUGCUCCCAUGGCCGGCCAUAGCCAUGGCAAGCCACCAAGAUGAAGCUCUCCCCCUCCCUCAAGCUCAUCCUCACCAUGAGAGCCUCCCUCUCCUUCUUCUCCCUAACCUUAGAUGGUUUAAUCUCCUCUUCUUCUCCCUCCAUUGCUAAGAUUGGAUCUUGAUGCAGGUGCAUGUUGGUCCAAGCAUGGAGAAGGUUGAGCUAUCCUCAGAUCUGAAGUUCUUGAGCAAAAUCCAAAUCGAGUGGUUCAAAGUUCUGCAGAUAGAUCAAGAUCUGGUCAGAUCUGACUUUGUCGAAUUAAAUCAGGAGCUUGGAAACGAAUUUUUGAAUGAAACCAGUUGGAUGCGAACAAUUCCGGAGAAGAAGAACAAGUGGAAUCGGAUGAGAAGAUUUUAUUUAUAUUGUUGGGAUUGUUAUAUUGAUGGAGUUGAAGAAGUACAGGGACAAAUAAGCCAAGACUUGAAGGAGUUCGACAGAUGAAGAAGGAGUUGACGACGUCUAUGCGGGCUAGGAACGUCUCCCCAGUCAGUUGCCUGUAGGGUUAUGGCAGAUGACUUGGGUACUGCGCUGCUGAAGUGAUGAUGCUACUCUGAUGUUUAGUCAGGCCCUUCGAGGCUAUUAUGUAAGUAUUGGUCAUGUGACCAUGUUGUAAUUUUCUUAUUCCGCUUUGUAAUGGAUGGUGUAAUUUGAUAUCAGUUCGGUUAUGUGUUCACGGCGCACUGAUCAUGGGAUCGUGAACUGUAUACAUAACAGGGAAUUUCGGACAGCUAGUCCGGGGUCCCCACAGAGCUGGUAUCAGAGCCAUCCUGACUGUAGGAGACCUUAGUUAGCAUGGACGUUAGUUAGGAAACAAGUACUUGGACAAAACUAUUUACAAAACAAAUUGUUUCUUUAGUCGGAAGUAUAGCUUCUACUCCUCUUAUUUAUUCAAAGCUUCUAAAAUUCUUGCCUCUCCGCUUUAUAAAAAGGUUUGAAAAUUCUUACUCUAUUGUCUCAGCCAAUUCAACCUACAUAUUGGACGAUGUCCCCAACUCAGACUGGAGACUCGAACUCGAAGAUGGCUCAAUCCCUCAGGAAGACUCAUAUAUCUCCAACUGCAGCUAUUGAAGAUUGGAUGCCGACGUAGCCGUGUGCUUGUUGGGAUGAUAACAUCAUGUCUUUGGUUGUCACCAAAGUCUUUCAAGGAGCUGACCUUCUUCCUCCGUGGACCUGCACUUUUUGCAGUCAUCUGGGAUCAAGUCCUCAGUUCUUGACUAGUAAUUUUUAGGCCAGCUACAAGAAGUUGACGAUUUCGGGAGUACCUCAACAACUACCUCUUCGAAGACCUCACGUCCCCGGGAUGUUGAGCAAGAAGACUACGCAGUUUUCUCCUCCGCCUCAACAUAGAAGACCGAACACCAGGCCUGCUUCGCAACCAACUGCCCCGAAAAUCCAUGUUGGAGUCCAUAAGAGCAAAAUGAAGAUGGCAACAUAUGUGACCAGCCCCCAAACCAAUAGGAUGGAUAGGACAAACUCAAUCGCUUUGAUUGAGCUACCCCCACGCAUUAGGCAUUCCAUGGGUACUUAGGUUACCAUGCCUGGUUUGAUGAUUGCUUGUAGUUCCCUUGUGUGCUGCCUUGAGUGUCUUUUGUUUGUUUGUUGUGUGUAUAAU